Molecule: messenger RNA, 1286 nt
Organism: Coffea eugenioides
Lineage: Eukaryota; Viridiplantae; Streptophyta; Magnoliopsida; Gentianales; Rubiaceae
Product: cell division cycle-associated protein 7-like
Exons: 5
Coding region: 1-1053 (350 amino acids)
Biological process (GO): regulation of DNA-templated transcription
Cellular component (GO): nucleus
Source: RefSeq, a predicted model, not a curated record
AUGGUGAGCACAAGGAGUGGUGGGAGGAGAACUGAAACUCCAAAAAGUGAUGGAGGAAAACAAGAAAAAGGGAGUGAUUUUCCUGUCAAAGAUAAGCCAAAAAGGAAAGGAUCAUCAUCAUCACCAGAAGUACAAGUUGCAGUAGCUGUUGAUUAUGAAGAGAAGAGAGCCCAAAGGAUGAAAGAAAACAUGGAAAGGAUGAAGAUGCUUGGCAUUCUGGACCUCUCCAAGAACCUCCAAAAACCGGACAAGCCAAUCACUCACAAAAAGUUCAGGGCUUCUCCUUCACUGCCAGCUCUUCAUGAUCCUCCUAGGCGCUCUUCAAGGUUGAAGACUAUGACUUCAGUUAACUACUUUGAAAAUCGAACGCCUAAGAAAGAAAAGGGGAUGAAGAAUGUGGAGAUUCAUAUUGAAAAGGGUUCAAAUCCUGAGGUUUACACGAAAGAGCAUGAGAAGCUCUUGGGUGAUUCCAAAAGUGCUUGGACUCUGUAUGUUGAUGGGUAUGAUGAAGAGGGCCAGCGCAUUUAUGAUCCAUUUUGGGGCAAGUCUUGCCACCAGUGCAGGCAAAAAACUUUAGGUCAUCGCACAAAAUGCAGCAAGUGCAAAUCAGUAAGCGGGCAGUUCUGCGGAGAUUGCUUGUAUAUGAGAUACGGAGAGAAUGUAAUGGAAGUUAAUGACAAUCCUGAUUGGAUUUGCCUUGUAUGUCGAGGAAUUUGCAACUGUAGUCGAUGCCGCCGGGUGAAAGGAUGGGAACCUACUGGUCAAAUCUAUAAGAAGGUCACGCAGCUUGGUUUCAAGUCUGUGGCGCAUUACCUUAUUCAAACUUGUCGGUCUGAAAACAAGACUGAAGGGCCAAUCAGCAGAGUUCCAGUUUCUCCUGAUGUCUCAUUAGCUUCUGCAGAUAAGAAGAAUGAGUUUAGUGACGCAAUUUCAAUGCCCAUACCUGAUGGAAACAAAAGGGACACUGAAGACAAGGAUAGACAACUUCAUAGUGAUGAUGAAUACAUGGCAGAUGAUAGCAGUGAUAAUUUUGUUAAUGCUAAUUCUGAAUGAUUUGAAUGUGAGUAGUAGUCAAUAUUUAUGCGUGCAAGUAGUAGAAACAGGUUGCAGUUAUCUAAAGAUAUUUUUGCUAGCUUAGGCUUGCUCUGAUGCUAGAAGGUGUCGCAACUGAAUAUAGAUCAGAUACAUUAACGUGUUGGAGUCAGUUGAUAGUUUUUGCGACAAGUUGAAAGCUGUGAUAGAGCUUUUCUGCAGACAUGAAGUUAUGUAUGGACUUUUCUAUGAUG